CGGUCCGUUCCGCUGACGACUGCUACAGAAAGCAAGAUGGCGCCCGUCUGUUUGCGGAUACCUCUGCGACGGAUAUAAAUACGCGAAAAGAGAAAAAAAGAAAGAGAAAACAGUGCCGCGAGAAACCGUUACGGACGAUCGAGCGGUCGGUGACGAUCGGUUGUGAUACCCGCGUCUGGUCGACGUCGCCAGGCAUCGCGGUAAGGUCGCGCGAAAGCGUCUGCCUUGUUCCCCGUUGUAGCAAAGCGGAGCGGCGCGCGAAACCCCUCGAAGGCGGCUGAAUUCUUGGUAAUUCGUCGCGGCUCCGGAGGCGGUUCCCGCGAACGGUGCCCACCUGAGGAAUGCCAGAUCGGCCGUGCUCCCCCCCGACAGCAGAUCGACGGAUCGGUAGUGCGACGCGUCGCGAACGAGUGUGAGCGAGUCGUGACAAAAAAAAAAAGAAAGAAAAACGACCUCGCGACACGGCGGAGUGUGCUCUCGUGGGGGAUUUCCUCCCGAGAAGGUGAUAGCGGUCGUUAUUCUCUUUCGUGACGUAUGUGUUUCGCGGAGGUCGUCUGCCAGACGGGUGGUCGGUCGUCGCGAGUGUUUUUAUCGUCCUCGUCGUUGUCGUUUACGUCCACGUUAUCGUCGACGUUACGUCGCGAGUGUCGUAGGAGAUCUCGAUGCUCUGUCGCUUUUCCUUGGAGGACCAACAACCCCUUUGGACAUCUGACCAGAUCAGCUGUUACUGCUGCUGUUAUUGCUGCUGGGACUACUAGCCCGGCAGCCUCCUGCGUGGAUAUCCUUCUGUUGGAGCGGUGGGGCAAGGAGGCGCCGGAAGCAGCCGCGAAUCCGGAAGCAUAGCGAAGAAGAUGGCCUUCAACGAGUUCGGAGAAGUGAACGAUUCGAGUGAUGCGGCGAAACGAGGGGCAGUGAAAUCGGCGAUUUCUUCAAAAGAUCAUCUUCGCUCAUACCGCGUGUUUACGGUGCGCGAGUAGACAUUCAACAUGUUUGCCGCAAUGGUGCUGCACAAGCAUAACAAGCAGAACAAUGGGAAUCACUCGAAUCAUCACGCGAGCAACAACAACUCCACCAAUUCUACCACCAGCAAUAAUCUCAACAACAACAAUCACAUCAAUAACAAUGUCAACAACGUAAAUCAGGCGUUCAGCACAAGAGCGAAGGUGGAUCCCGAGCUGAUAUUUACGAAACAGGAGCGAAUCGGAAAGGGUAGCUUCGGCGAGGUCUUCAAAGGUAUCGACAAUAGGACCCAGCAGGUCGUGGCCAUCAAGAUCAUCGAUCUCGAAGAGGCGGAAGAUGAGAUUGAGGACAUACAGCAGGAGAUUAUGGUGCUGUCGCAAUGCGACAGUCCAUACGUCACCAAGUAUUAUGGGUCUUACCUCAAAGGUACGAAACUGUGGAUCAUCAUGGAAUACCUGGGUGGCGGCUCGGCCCUGGACUUGAUGAAGGCCGGUAGCUUUGAGGAGAUGCACAUUGCCGUGAUAUUACGCGAAGUGCUCAAAGGGCUGGAUUAUCUGCACAGCGAGCGUAAGCUGCAUCGCGACAUUAAAGCGGCAAAUGUGUUAUUGAGCGAAAUGGGCGAUGUCAAGUUAGCCGAUUUCGGCGUAGCCGGUCAGCUGACAAACACCACCAGCAAACGAAACACUUUCGUCGGCACGCCGUUCUGGAUGGCACCCGAGGUUAUCAAACAAUCUGCUUACGAUUCCAAGGCUGACAUUUGGUCUCUGGGCAUCACGGCGAUCGAGCUCGCGAAAGGGGAGCCUCCCAACAGCGAGCUGCAUCCCAUGAGGGUCCUCUUCCUAAUACCCAAGAAUAAUCCGCCGCAACUGACCGGAAAUUAUACGAAACAGUUUAAGGAGUUUGUCGAAGCCUGCCUCAAUAAGGAUCCUGAAAACAGGCCCACAGCAAAGGAGCUGCUAAAAUUCCAGUUUAUCAGAAAGGCAAAGAAGAACUCGUAUCUAAUCGACCUGAUCGAUAGGUACAAAAAGUGGAAAUCACAGCGCAGCGAAGAGUCUGAGACCGAGAGUGAGAAUUCGGACUCGGAGGAAUCCAAGCAAGACAGCGACAUGGACGAGCCGUGGAUAAUGACGGUGAAAGGCCCGCACGGGGUCAAAGGAUCCGUGGUGCCUAUGUUGCCACUGGACGAGCAACCCGCAUCCCUGACUUUAACGCACACGAAUCACAGAUCCUCCAAUCACAAUCAACCGAGCAAACCGCAUGCGAAUGGUGCUUCGCGAUCACCGCCGAAGGACACUACGCUUAAUCAUUACAGAAGCGAGUCCAGAGACUCGUUGCGCGAUAAUCAAGCGAAACAUACGCCGUCCCGACCACACGAAGCUGCACCUCCACCACCGGUGGAUACGAGAGAGAAACGAGACGAGCGGGACUAUCGUGAUUUGAGUCGAGAAUCCACGCUCAGAGAAUCGAAGGAGAUGCGCGACAGUCGCGAGAGAGAUCGAGAAGGUGUCAGGGAACGAGAACGAGAUAGGGAAGGCAGAGAUCGAGAUAGAACCAGCAGAGACUUUAACACACGGGAGAAGAGAAGAAACAGCAAACCGGAAGUGCCCAUCACUUCGAUGGCUGAUCACAGACCCGGCGAGGAUAAACAAAGGCCAAGAAGUUCGCAGGAACUCAAACAUCCGCGAAGCGUCGCUCUGUCCGGUGUUGUCAUGCCUCUGCUUUCCGAGCUUCAACGAAAGCACCAAUAUUCGGCGAGAGACAAUAAUGGCGAAGGUGGUAGCGGUAGCAAGAAUGGCGGUGCUAUUGAAGAAUUGCGGGGCGCUUUUGAAUCGGCGGAACGCACAUCGCCAGGCAUGACAGAGUCUCUUAUCCGCGAACUCAUUAAGUCCCUACUUCCGCCCAAUCACUCGGAAGGACGCCUAUCUAUGCUAAUGGAGAAGGUUAUUCUGAGGGAUACGUAGGGACGCGAGAGGACAAAGGUCCGCAAGAGACUGUGGUCCCAGAAUAUACUGACGUUGUAAAGCCAUUCAUUAUUUUUCUCGAUUAUCAAUUUGCUAAUCAAUACGAGCCGAACACGUUGUCGUUGAAUAGCGACGACUCCGAAUGCGUGAACGCGAAGAUGCGAGGGAAAUGCGUUCGUUAUGCCUAUCCUCCCCAACAUCUUCCGCUCUUCCCUUUCCCCGUUAAUCUAUAAAGACCGUACUACAACGAAGUCUAUCGAAGUUUUACGAAGUAGUCUAUACUAAACCGCCCUUUUUCCAUCUACCCACAUAUCUACCUCGCCAUAUGAUAAAAAUACAUGGACGACGGCAGAUGCACGCGAAACGUUGUGCCAGUAUUUUUGCAGUUCCUACUCGUCUAUUGUCAUCGACCUUAUUUCGAACUUUUCAAUUGAACUGUCCUACAUUUACACAUUUUUCCUUGUCGGUUUGUUGAUCGACAGUUCCUUUCAAUUAUGAAUCGUUAUAAAAUUUAUUUAUCGUUAUAAAAUUUCUUAAAAUGACUUUUUCUCAGUCUAAUUUUAAAUAUUUAAAAUAUUUAAUUAUAUAUAUAAUAUAUUUUAUUAAUAAUUAUAAUUAUAUAUAUUUUAUAAUAAUUGUAUGCUCUCUUCGAAAAGUUAAGAGAACGUAAAAUUGUUUUAUAAUAACAGAAAUCGAAUUAUAUAUUUAACUCAAUGGAGCGAUUUAUCGCUAAAAAUAUAUUGCUUUUAAUAUUAUAUUAUAUUAAAUAUGUCGCUUCAUUAAUAUCAAUAAAACAUUUAUUAAUCAAAUGGAACUGUCGGUUAAUUUCUUUACAGCUUUAGGUCAUAAAAUAUUCAUUAUCACUAGAUUAAUUGCAGAGAGAAUCUAGAGUAUGUAUUUCAUAGUUUAUAUUGAACAAAAAAAUAUUGUUCUGGCAAUCAAUUACGAGUAGAGAAAGGCGGAAGAUAGACUACAACGUGUUUGCACGAAGGUUGAAUUGAAAUCUAUUAUGCGAUAGCCUAAUAAAAAUCUUUUAAACCUUCUCCACAUUCAGCGCGAACAUCGAUCUGGCGAAUGCGACAACAAAACAAAAUUGUACAGAUCCAAAGGCAAAGCGGAUAGAUGAAAAGUAUUCGAUGACUUGGUCUUGCUUCAAUGUAAAUACGUCCGCAGCAUGCACUAUCGCACUACAUCGAGUAUAUCGACGUGAUCUAUGUAAGAAAGAAUGACUUUUGAAGCUUCUGUGGAGCUUUUAAAUGCGGCGCUUCUACUAAUGUUUUUACAAACAGUAUAUUUAUUUAAUAGUAUGUUCCAAUAAGAAAACUUAUUCUAUAGCAGCCGAGUAAAAAAAAGAUAUGUUCUCUGAAUAGAUACCUUCCUAUUGCUUCCUAUGUUAGUGCACGUUUCGGACGUGAAGGAAAAAGGCGUUCUAGCGCGCAAUGCUAGAGGAAUUGUAAAUAUGUAUGUAGCGCGAUAAGAGAUAAUCUUAUUGUUCUUGAUCGACGUCUUUGCCAAUCGGUCGCACAGCUCCGUUAAACGAUCUUGUUAUGAAAAGAAAAAAAUCCUUUUUUUUCCGUGGUCAUCGAUCACCAUUGAAAAAGAUGAUAGAUGUAGGCUAUAGGUAAUAUUGUGAUUACAAAUUUGUCGAGAGCUUUUAUCAUUUCGUCGAUGUAGUUUUCGCUUGUUGCGUAAAAAUUACAGGUAAGUCGCUACAGUGUUUCAACAGCUCCCUCUAUAACGACACAUCGUAGCGUUUAAAUAUAUGUAAUUUAUUUCUAGUUGUGUGUGAAAAUCUCCCAUUUGGAAAUCGUCGAGAAAUGCUACUUUAGAAUUCUAUCGUCUCCGAGCAUACGUACAUGCGAGUACGAAAAACACAUUGAUCUUUCUGUCGCGCCUUGAAAUAUAUAUCAUUAACUUAGAGUAAUAUCCGAAUUGUUUCACGUUAACAAGUUGUUAAAACGCUCAUAUAUUAUCGCCGGACUGUAACAAUUUCACGAUUUGAUAGUUCGAUAGAAAAAGAAAUGUUACAAGAAGCAUCUUUUAUAAAUAAAAAUUUCAAUCCCUCUCGACAAAGCGUUACGUGGAACGACUUGACAAUCGAUCCAGACGGAGAAUUUAAACGAAGAGAUAUGAGAUGAAAGUUUCUUGAACUUUGAAUACGCAGCGGUAGCGACUGAAUAUAUUAUGCGGAACUUGAGUACUGCCGUUCUUCCAAACUCAACUUGCGUUAUACAUACGUUUCCCGAUUUCACUCUACUCCCCCAUAAUUUCCACGAUCGAGUCUGAGCUGCGAUGACUCCCGCGCAGGGCGUCGACACUUAAUCCACGUUGUUUGUAAACUAAUGUAUUUUAUAAAAUAUAGAGAGAGAAAAAUAUAUUCCACACACACGCGUAAAUGAUAGAGGAAUUAUAGAGAAUAUGUCAUCUACGAGGUGGUCGAAGAAAAGUCUCUCGUGAGUGAGAACAUAUGUUUCGACGGAAUACAAGGACUAUCCUGCGUAAACGGUGAUGUAAAGGGAGAUACAAGAGGGUGAUAGAGCAAGAGUGAGAAAGAAGAGAGAUAAUUUAACGCGAGUUUGUAAAAUGAGAAUGUUUGUAAAACGUCAAUUAAUGACAAAAAUCUAAAAAUUAAAUGGCAAAGGGACUUAAUUAUAUUAUUAAAUACAAUCAUUGCCCCAAUUACAAUUCUAUUUUCUUUAUUUUUCAAUUGAGUCUGUUUUUCAUUUGAAUAAUUAUGUUUGAUAAGAAACCAAGAAAGGAGUAUGAUAUGGUAUAUUCUAAAAAUCUUUGCUCUACCAUCGCCUUUUUUUUUCCUUGCCACCCGCUUAGAUGAGGAAUAAGUCAGAUUAUGCGAUAUAUAUAUAUAUCGAUUUUAUUUUUAGUUGAGUUAUGUUAUAUUAUUCAUUUACGUUAUAUUGUUAAUACAGUCAUCAUAUGUCAAUUGAUCAAACGAUUUUUUCAGUUUCUCGUCUUAAAUCGUGCAAAGAAAUCCUUUUACGGCGAUUGCGAAAAAACCGCUUGACAAGGCUUGAUAUGAUUUGACUCUCAUGAACUAUUAUCUUAUUGUCGUUUCAUCGUUUUGGGUUAAGUUCUUUUCGUUUUUAUGGCGAUCGCAAUACCCUAAGCAGGCCUCGUAACGCUGCCAUAAAUGCUUACUGGUUACAUCCGCGCGUUAGAGUCGACUUAUCGCGACGAAGGCGUCUCCGUGCCGAGUUUAAGAAAACUUAUGGCUGUGUAAGCAGUGUGUAUGUUAAAGAAAAAAAAAAAAAAUUGUUGGCUUGCCGAUAUAACGAUCGGUUAAUUUUACGUCCAGUAAUGAUCAUUCUUUUUAUUUAGAACAUUUCUUUUCCGGUGACCUUCUUUAAUUGACGGGGUGAAAAAACUGUAUAUUUACAAAUUAUUUACGAAAUUGUAUCAUCUAAGCUAUUAGUGUUCGUCGCAUGUUAUAAUCUUCGACAGAGAAUUGUUAUUUAUAUAAAUUUCUCUCUUCUCAUACUUUCAAGUGGUUUAUUUAAUCUAUCUUCCUGGCAAGUGUUUAAUGUUGUUAUAUCCUGGCGGGAUAUUUGUACUAUUCCCGGAUUAAUGUGUCGACGAAUUCGUUGUGUAAUUCAUUUCAUCGAGAUAGAAUCGAAAUAGUUGAUAAUUUUUUUUUUUCCAAUCGGCCUUAUAAAGAGGUCUCAAUAUGCUUUAAACAAGCGGUAAAAUUGCGAGUAAAAGUUCGAAAUGCGAUAAGAUAUAGUGAAUUGACAGGACGUAAUUAGAUGAUCGCUCGGAGAACGUUUGCGGAAGAAAUUUCCUGAAUUCGCGGUCGAACCUUUCUCAUGCCAUACUUAACAAUCGGCUAGGAAACUUCUGCGCUUUCGUUGAGUAUGCUUCGCGCGAAGGUUGGACGCUAAAUCGUUCUUCCGUUUCUCUGCGUAUGUAGAUUACGGACGGAUAAGCAGCGCCGAACUGUGAUUUUCAAUUUCUAGGAAGUUGCUUUCUUUUAGUUUAUACAGUCAUGUAGUUGAUCGUACGCGAGUUUUUAUUAACAGAGAUCAUGGUCAGAGAGAGAAAGAGAUAGAGAAAGAAUGCGAAAGAAAGAGAGAGAUAGAUCGAUAAGCCCGUAAAAGAUCCCGCUUGCGAUCUGCGCGAAAUCGCACCACAUUCAAUCCGAAUUACGUGUCCUAUCGUAUCCACAGCACUCUUCUUUGUAUUAUACUCUUAGCUACUACCCAUCUAAUAUAUUCAACGUUAUAACACAUACACACACACACACACACACAUCGUGGUAACAAUAAUAUCUCUCGGCGUAGAGUAUACAUAUAUAAAUAUAUAUAAAAAUAUAUAAAUAUAUAUAUUUUUUGUAUUUUACUUCUACCUUGGCUGCGUUGGACUGUAUUAUAUUGAUUGUAUGUGGCAUGCUAAGGGCGUGUACAAAUAUGAAAUAAAGAUUAAGUGAACCACGA
Cataglyphis hispanica is the source of this 7369-nucleotide messenger RNA. RefSeq names its product serine/threonine-protein kinase 26 (gene GckIII). The transcript has 11 exons. Gene Ontology annotation, molecular function: protein kinase activity; ATP binding. NCBI's taxonomy places the organism in Eukaryota, Metazoa, Arthropoda, Insecta, Hymenoptera, Formicidae. Bases 987 to 2921 code for a protein of 644 amino acids. Gene Ontology annotation, biological process: protein phosphorylation. The record is from RefSeq and is a predicted model, not a curated record.